AUGGAGGAUGAAAUGCAGCAAUUAACUUGUGCAGUUGCUAGAAAUGAAAAGAUAGAUCCAAUGUCAAUGCAGGUGAAUAGAGGACCAAGCAACCAUGCUUCCACCAGCCAUGAAGAGAACAAGGAAAUCAAUAAUGCAGUUUUGGCCAAAAGGCAUGGAUUCACUGUUGACUCUGGUACUACUCACCAUAUAGCUGCAAAUAAAGAAUUGUUGUUAUCCACAAGUAAGAUAGUUAGGUCAAGUACGGAUAAGGUAAACCUUCCUAAUGGUGCAGAAGUUGACAUCUCACAUACUGGUGAAGCCAUAGUAUUUCGGAAUGCAGCUGUGAAAGAUGUGUUGUUUGUGUCUGAUUCAAGCUCAACCUGUUAUCUUUAUACUGGAAUGGUGAAGGGGAUUGGUAGAGAAAGAGGAGGUCUUUACAUACAUAAAGGUGAAAGUGGAACAAAUGGUUCAUCAGUAGAGCAGACAAAAUUGAUAGCAGGACUGACUAUUAAAGAUGAUAGCUUAUGGCAUCAGAGGCUUGGACAUCACUCUGUUCAAGAGCAUGUGUUUCCAUUUGCAAAUAAGCAGGAAAAGAAUGAUCCAUCAGAUUUUCUGCAACUUCAUAAAGAAUACAGUAAUGGCACAAACUCAGAUACAGCUGAAAAUUAUACAUCUGUAGCCAAUUACCAAUAUUAUGUGGGUAAUUUCUCAGCUCUAGUAGAGCCACAGUAUUUCAGUCAAGCUGCUGCAGAUGAAAGAUGGAGUCAAGCCAUGAAGUUAGAAGUUCAAGCUCUUGAGGACAAUAACACCUGGGAAAUAGUAGACUUGCCACCAGGUAAAAAUGCUAUUGGAUCAAAGUGGGUGUAUAAAAUCAAGUAUAAGGCUAAUGGAGAUGUUGAGAGGUGUAUUAUUGCUUUAGCAGCAUCAAAGGGAUGGUGUUUAUAUCAGAUGGAUAUGUACAAUGCAUUCCUACAGGGAGAUGUAGAUGAAGAAGUAUACAUGAAGUUACCUGAAGGAUUUCAAUAG
Molecule: messenger RNA, 1008 nt
Organism: Capsicum annuum
Lineage: Eukaryota; Viridiplantae; Streptophyta; Magnoliopsida; Solanales; Solanaceae
Exons: 7
Coding region: 1-1008 (335 amino acids)
Source: RefSeq, a predicted model, not a curated record